GCGCCCCUCGUUUUUUUCUCUCUCUGGUCUCGCCUGCGUCGCCGCCUCGUCUAGUCUCUCUCUCGAUCUCACGGACCGCGGCCUCACCUUUGUCGGCCUGCCGUCAAUCAGCCCACUAGGUCAUUGACAAUUUUCGUUCAGCUCAAUUCUGUCUCAAGUCCAGUUAGCUACGUGCGAUGGCGUCCUCCACUGACACAUCAGGAAUGGAAUUCGAGGUGUUCCUGAGUUUUAGGGUCCUGACACUCGGAUUGGCUUUACUAGUUUCCUCUAUCAUGAUAUGGUUGAGAAAGGAAUCCGUGUCUUUAGAGAUGACAAAGAGCUCAACGUCGGUGAGAAGAUUGAGGAGCUUUUCAAAGCCCUCAACGACUCUCAAAUCUACAUCCCCAUCUUCUCUGAGGACUUUGCUUCCAGUCCAUGGUGUCUCCGUGAGGUUGUUCAAAUGAUAGAUUGUGCUAAAAAUUCAAAUGGGAAGAAGGAGAUCCUUCCCAUUUUCUUAGUGAAGCCGGAGGAUGUCAAGAGCAGUACUGGAUCGUACAGUAAUGCCCUGUCUAAGCUUGAGAAGGAGAAGGCGAAGUAUGGCGAUGAGGAGGAGAAGUUGAAGUAUGACCCCGAUGAGGUGAAGAGCUGGAGAGAUGCUCUUCGUGAGGUUGCAUCUAGAGUUGGUUGGAAGCUGGAAGGACUAGAGUAAGUUUCCACAACUUUUUCGUGUAAUUAAUUUUAAUAUAAUCUGUCAAAGAAUUUUUUAUUUAGGAUAAACUCUAAUCGAUCACGUUAUACAUCUAAAGAUAUCAAUAGUCUCUGUGCUUUUACCUUAUGUUCAAUCUUCGUCCUCUGAGAAAUUAAUUUCUCUGUAAGUUGAUAAAAGUUGGGGUAAAUGUUAUGUCAUCGUCAAGUU
Molecule: messenger RNA, 895 nt
Organism: Eucalyptus grandis
Lineage: Eukaryota; Viridiplantae; Streptophyta; Magnoliopsida; Myrtales; Myrtaceae
Product: TMV resistance protein N-like
Exons: 2
Coding region: 278-688 (136 amino acids)
Biological process (GO): signal transduction
Source: RefSeq, a predicted model, not a curated record